GCUGCGGCGCGCACGCGUGAAAAGGAUACUUAUGUAGCAACAAGUCACGGAACGUAACAAUGGAAACUUUUGUAAUCGUUCGAUCAUUUUCUGCUUAAUAUUAGGUUUCAUAAUUAUUUUUUUUAUUCGCUUUUUUUGUGUGAACGGUUUUUUAUUCGUUAUUACAUAUUUGUUAGAUGCACAAGUCGACAGUUAAAUCGUUAUUAUAUAAUUAAGGAUGAAAAACGAUAAAGUCAAGAAUUCCAGAGCAUGUUUAGAACAUUUCAGCGACGAAGGUGGAUAUUUUGAUGUUGUUGUACGACCGAUGUUACAACAAGGACACGAAGGGGAAUUAUGUAGCUGGUUGAAAGAAAUGAGCCUAAUUCGUACAGUUUCCAGUUGUCCUCAUUUGGAUUGUAAAGGACGAAGCUUAGCGUGGAAUCCUGCAAGAAUUGUAGACAAAUAUAGUUGGUCUUGUCCUAACUGUCUGAGGAAACAAUCCAUAAGGGACAACUCCUUUUUUUUGGGGAUAAAAUGUGAUUUGAAAAUGUGCCUUCAACUGAUACUGGGAUGGUGUCAAAGAGUUCCUUGUGAAAUUAUUGCUUCUUAUUUAGAUGUCAAAAAACACGUAGUCAGAAAGAUAUAUGAGCGGUGCGACGAAGUUUCUGCAAUCUAUGUGGAGAAGCAUCCAGAGGAUUGGUUACUAGGUGGCGAAAGUGCAAUAUUGAUUGUGGAUGAAUUUCCCAGUGGUUAUAUGACAGAGCAUCAACCGGACGUCAAUUCAGCAAAAAAGCGCAAUAACAAUUCACAUACCAUCAUAUGUGUUGCGGAAGUAAAUACUAUACCAACGCGCAUAUGGUUACACAUGAUCGAAGCAAUACCGGAGCCGCAAAAAAUGGAGAAGCAACGAGCAGGUCUCGACAGAUGUAGCAUGAUAGAAGAGGCUUUGAGAGAAAUGAUGCGACACACAGUACCAGGCAGUUACAUAGUAGCGAAUAAUCGUGCGUGUUGUUGCAGUUACGAAUCUCUGCAGAGCUUAAAACAAUACAAAGUUGUUAGUGUAGAACAACUAAAGAAAUUCGAUUCACCGGAUAAACGUAAACUUCUUGACAAUCUUGAGACGAUUUGGCAAAGCACCGUUGAAGUCUGCGAGGAAGUUCAAGAAGCUACGCAUACUUUAGGUCAACAUAUCAUCGCCAGACAUUUAUGGAGACAGAAAUUUGGUAUGCCUCCUUCUACGGCGUUCCAGUAUAUGUUGAAUCAUAUCGCGGAAAAAUAUCGUUUCUCUCAAGAUUAAGCGUAGAGACUCGAAUCUUUUGAGUCUCCAUAUUGCAACUGUACAUAUUGUUCUCGUACGUGUAACAAAGAAUCUCUCUUUUUUUUUUUAAAUUCGAUUCUUGAGUGAACGUAAGAGAGCGAGAGAUCAAACGUGAUGUGUACGCCAGAGUUUCAGGUUGCCUUAUUAGAAAAACACCAAUUUUCGCAAGGAAUACAUAAGAUUGUAAAACUCGACGACGUACAUUACGUGCAUCGCAAAGUAGCAAUUACAAAUGACUAUAUUAUAUCAAGUCUUCCAAGUAUAUUAUCGAGAUAUUGUACUCAUGUUAUACGAAACUUUUAUAAACAUAUCGACAUUAAUAGUUGAGGAAUUUAAACUGUACAACGCAGAGUUAAAGGAAAAUACACUAGCGGGAAAUAAAACGACAUAUUGUCAUUAUACAAUUAUUGUGCGUAAACUGCGCCACAUAGCGCGAUUUCCACUCUUAUAAGUUAAUAUUUGGAGACACAAAUUUAGGAUUUUGAACAGAGGAAUAUCUCGACUGUUAGAUUUUAUCUUCAGAAUUGUUGAUGCAUCAUAAUCGAGAGAAUUGUUCCGCGUAUCUUCUUUAUCUCUGCGUUACCAUCGACAGAAAUAUCGAAAGACUGAGAUUAACGCGCUGACAGAACGUUAAAACUAUGAAUGUUAUUUCAAACACAAAAAAAAAUUUAGCAAUAUUAGGAGAUAAAUAUAAAAUUAUGACAAUAUACAUUUUUACAUAAGGGAGCCGGUACUCUCUAGUGUCAUUAUGUAUAAAAUAUCUUUGCACGUCCGUACAUAGAGCGAUCUAAGUGACUGUAUUUUUCUCGAUGUAUGGACUUGCGUCAAUUCGCUAUAUCGUUACAGUGAAGUAAUAAAAAAUAUAUUUUGUACGUUUUUCUACAUACGCGAAAAAUUAAGGAAGAAAUUUUUACGACAAAUACAAAUAUAUAAUGUUGAAAGUGAAAAUCGCAACAUCACAAAAUACACAAGGAGAAUACAACUGAUGAGUGUGUUUACUUGACUAUGUAGACUUUACAUAUAGUGUAAGUAGCAACUAGAGCGCGAAAUACUAUUAGGUGGUGUUGCAAUUUUCAUUUUCAAUAGCGAUGUUUUUUAUAUAUACAUUUCUUGUUUUACUUUUUAAAAGAUAUUAACUAUCUCGUGAUUAUAAGAUAUCCUCUCGUACUGUUUCCAGUUUUCUUUAGACGUUUUUAAAUAUUGAAAUACGGGCAAACGUGAAUGAGUAGCAUUACGUUUCAUAUGUCACAUACAUAUUGUUUCUGUUAGAGUAUUCGUUUAUGCAAAUAUGUUAAAUAAUAAAUGUAUUUUGUUUCUAUCGUUGGAUACAAUCGUAGGUGUGCGUGCGCGUGAUAUGCGUGUGCGUGUACGUGUGUACCCUCAUAGCACAUUAAUAUUGCCAUAAGGUUAACCCUAAAUUAUAAGAUGGUAACAUUACACGGAGAUUAAUAAACCUGCCAUCAACCUUCUAAUAACAUGAAAA
Molecule: messenger RNA, 2780 nt
Organism: Odontomachus brunneus
Lineage: Eukaryota; Metazoa; Arthropoda; Insecta; Hymenoptera; Formicidae
Exons: 5
Coding region: 218-1276 (352 amino acids)
Source: RefSeq, a predicted model, not a curated record